Molecule: messenger RNA, 3633 nt
Organism: Clonostachys rhizophaga
Lineage: Eukaryota; Fungi; Ascomycota; Sordariomycetes; Hypocreales; Bionectriaceae
Source: the annotation of a GenBank genome assembly
AUGUCGAGCAUCGCCCAGGUGCUCGUCGAGCGCUAUGUUUCACCUGAAUUCAGGCGCGAAUUCGUUAUCCAUCUAUUCCUCUACGCGGCGCUGUCAUGGGGCUUAGGAAAGGAUGAAUCGCUCGACUGGGAGCUGCUAGCUCUGGGUCCCAAAGGUGCCCUGCCGCCCCCAAAGCCCAUCUUGUGGACUCUGGGGUAUAACAGACUUGCCGUGUUUGCCUUCCUUGCUUUGCUUUGUAUGGCACCACGACUAUGCAUGUCACAUCAGACAAUAAGGGUUCACGGCGGCGACAACUGGUUCAGGUCGAAAGACUGGAUAUCGGGGCUCGUCUGGGUUCUGAUCCAUCACCACUCCAAGAUGCUGUUCCCGCUUUGGGGCCAAUGGACCCUUCAUAUAUACACUUACUUUCACAUAUCGCCCUCACCCCUCUCGCUCGCCGGUUUCGAGUGUUUUCUUCUCUCUAUACUGGGCUAUCUCCUCGCGCUCCCCCCAGCACUGAUAUAUGCCCUCUAUCGAGCGGCUGAUACUUUCAUCCAUCCGCUCAUACGAUCUCGGUCACGGCCAAGCCAUGAUUCAGGAAUUCUCGAAAGCGAACGCGCCUCUGUGCUCUGGUUCUUACGCUUCUAUGUUUUAUUGUUGAUCCCAGAACGACAUUUCCCCAAUUUUUCGGCUGCGUUCGCUCUCUGGUCGAUCUGGGCUUUGAUAUUCUUCGCGGUGGCCUUUUCGCUGUCGCUUGCAUUAUGGUGGAACUCGCAGUUCCCUCCAGAGUCAUCCUGUUCUUCGCAAAUCUCGGGAAUGGCACCGCAAUUUCAAUACACACCGCUAGCCAGCAAGUCGCAUAUUCGAGUGCUCAAAGUGCUGCCCAGUCUUCGAGGGAGCGAAGAAAUAGCAUGCCAGUUACUGCAGGUCGAAUUGCAAGGCUCCCGACCAUCGUAUGAUGCGAUUUCAUACCAUUGGCAAACACCGAGACAAGAACCAUCCAAUGGUGACGAGCCAGAAACCAGAAUCAUCAUGAUCAACGGAUUCCACUACAAAGUAUUCCCAAAUGUACUAUCCAUUCUAAAGGAUGUUCGGAAUCGGGUGUUUCCUAGGUACAUCUGGAUUGAUUCCAUCUGUAUCGACCAGGAUAAUCUUGCCGAGAAGGGGAUCCAAGUGGCGAUGAUGCGGUAUAUAUACGAGGGUAGCUCACAUGUUGUCAUCCAUCUGAUAGAACCCGAGCCACCUCGUCGCGACGUGUUUCAACUUCGCAACAUGGUGUCCAAGCUACGUGACAGCCGCGCGCUGCAAGACUUCUCCUACGACGACAAACCUGGAGAACUUCUCUCUCUCGGAUCUUACAGCGACUGGGCUCACAUGGAGAGCUUCCUUGAUGACCCAUGGUUUGUCAGAGCAUGGAUUGUGCAGGAAGUCGCCGUAGCUAAGCAAGUCCGGCUUAGGCUAAGAGGACAGGAAAUCCAAUGGGGUGAUUUUGUACGCGCUUGUGCUGUGUUAUCGCGGACUGGAACGAGAUGUUACAUCCACUACCGCUACCUCCUGGAGGGCAAGCCACUUCCCACCGAUGCCGUCGUUGGGUCAAGAAUGGCCGGCGUUGAGAGCACCCUCGUGCUUGAUAAUAUGAGGGAGUGGUACGCCUCAGGCCAGCUACUCCCACUCUUGGAUACGAUGAUUCUAUGUCUCAGUUUCAAGUCAACUUGGGAGGUUGAUAAAUUGUAUGCCCUACUCGGUGUCAUUGAUAAAGAGGAUCGGGAUAGCUUGAGAAUCACCCCUAACUACACAAGAGACAAAGAAACCAUUUUCAAAGCCCUUGCCCUUCAAUUGUUGGGGAGAGCUUCUUCAAUCGAUGAACAAUUCCGGAUUCUUCGCUUCGCAGGUAUCGGCCAGGCGAGGAACAUGAGUAGUCUGCCAUCGUGGGCCCCCGAUUGGACGGCUGGGUUGCCGACUUGCCCGUUCGUCAGUCGCGACGAUGAAUUCAACUACAAAGCAUCAACUCGAACGGGGAGUAAAAUGCGUUUCAGACGGCCUAAUGAACAUUCUUCGUCAUCUGAUGGAAUUGAUGAAGGUCUUGGUGCCCUCCUUGAAGUGGAUGGUCAUCUCGUUGACCGCAUCGUACUGCUCUGUGAAGUUUCGGAAACACCACCGCCAGAGAACACGACAGACUUCCCAAUCCGUGAUGCCCUCGCCGCCGUAAUGUCUCACAGUCACGGACGCGAAAUGUAUCGCUCAACUAGCCAGCCAAUCGAAGAAGCGUUCUGGCGGGCUCUCAUCGCAAACCCACAUCUACGCCGUCUGCCAGCAACUCACGAUAUAAUGAAAGCCUGGACCCUGUAUUUUAAGGGUUACGAAGCUGCUCGCGGUGGACUCGGCAAAGCAGAAGCUGUCCCAGGCGCGGCGCAGGACGAUGAGGCAUGGGAUCUGCGACUCAUUUUUAGUGCCAUUUGGUUCUGGCAGGCCGAUGACGAGGACCUGCGCUUUGCGCAUGUGCUUGCGACUGACUUGUCAAGACGGUGGCCUGAGCACCGACAUACGUUGCGAGCUACUAGUAUCCUGAAUCGGCCUUCAGACCACAUGGAGGCUACUGAUGUGCGCAUGUCGGCCGGUCGGCAGUUUUGCGUCACUGAGAAGGGAUACUUUGGACUCGUGCCGCGGCUUGCCGCCGUUAAUGAUAUAGUGGUCCUGUUUGACGGGGCAACGACGCCUCAUGUAGUCCGGUCAUCAGAUUUCAAAACGUACAAUGCUGAGGCAGCAUCCGGGGAUACUGAUUUCCUUUGCAAGCUUGUGGGCGAGUGUUUCAUACAUGAGGGGCGCAUCCUCCCCUUGCCAGCCCGACAAAAUAUUGGCAUGAUGCUCUAUGCUUCGGAUGAGCCCAAAGUCAUUCGAGUCAGCCCUCAUCGGUUGAUCAAAGUAUCCUACAAGCCCCGUGAACUCGAGGCUAUGCAAUACGUCACAGAGCGCACAUCAAUCCCUGUACCAAAGAUUUAUGUUGUGUAUCAUCACGAGGGAUUCCUUUACAUCCAGAUGAAGUUUGUCAGAGGAACAGACCUAGCUAUCGCUCGGAUGAACGAAGGUCCCUUACCCGACAAGCCGAAGGAGUCGAUCAUGGAGGACAUCGGGAAUUAUGUCGCCCAACUCCACGGGGUCGAACCUCCUGAACCUGGGACAGUCUGCUCGACGCUGAGCAAGCCGGUUUAUGACUACCGGAUUAGGCCUCGACCAUUCGGUCCUAUGAGCCAUGAUGAUUUCCAUUCUCUAGCACGGGGUAACUUAGUGAUCGAAAGGUGUGCAAUAGCGUUUGGUGAUGAAGCUACUAAAGUUCAUAUGGGCUCAUACAAGACACGAUUCACCCACGCCGACUUGAUCCCCCGGGAUACAUGGUACGCAACGGCCGGGUUAUCACAUUUAUUGACUGGGCCUUUUCGGGUUGGUAGCCGGAGUAUUAGGGAUUCACCAAGGCCCAUUAUGACUUGUUCCCCUUGGCAGGUUGCUAUGCGGCUUUGUAUGAGGUUCUACCUCGCUAUGAUACAGAGCUCGUGGCCGCGCGGUCGCUUUAGACCAGGUAUGAUGAGCCCGGAAAACCUGGCGGCUAGGAUAUUUGCCGGGAAAUAUUAUUGUCGGACAAGAUGGAACAAUACCUAG